Linum trigynum is the source of this 264-nucleotide messenger RNA. Lineage: Eukaryota; Viridiplantae; Streptophyta; Magnoliopsida; Malpighiales; Linaceae. The record is from the annotation of a GenBank genome assembly.
AUGAAUAGCUCGACGGGGGAAGAGCAAUUCACGAGCCUCGACGACGGCGGUCUCCUCCAACAUUCCACGCCGGGUGCAUUAGAGGAGCCCCUUCCCCAUUGCCGCCGCCGUCGCCGAACCCUACUUCUAAUUCACGGAACAGGAAAAUCUGAAGAAACAAGGGGACAACACUAUUGGAAAUUCAGACGAGGAUUGGGCAUCGGAGGAAGCGAAGAGGCGGUGGAUGUUGGCCGGGGCGGUGGGUUUUGGCCGGCGGGAGGGUAG